Messenger RNA from Mercenaria mercenaria, 1050 nucleotides. Its product is annotated as keratin-associated protein 19-2-like. The transcript is spliced from 4 exons. Gene Ontology annotation, cellular component: extracellular region. Gene Ontology annotation, biological process: defense response. The record is from RefSeq and is a predicted model, not a curated record. NCBI's taxonomy places the organism in Eukaryota, Metazoa, Mollusca, Bivalvia, Venerida, Veneridae. Bases 78 to 518 code for a protein of 146 amino acids.
UGUCCGGGUCCCAAAUGAUAUAAAUAGACCAUCUUUACACUCCAGCUUCAGUCAGUGAAACAAGCGUCUGAUCAACCAUGAAUACCAGAAGCAUCUCGGUGAUUUUGGUUGCCUGCAUUGUUGGGGCUCUUCUAAUUGAAAGCACUGAAGCUUGGGGUAAACAAUGUCGAUGCGCCAAGUUUUGUUUCAAAUGGGAGAAAAUGAGGGGUUGGUGUGGAAAGAAAUGGCCAAGAAGGGUGGUCUGCUGUAGGAGAUGGGGAUAUGGAGGAUACGGCGGCGGAUACGGCGGUGGAUACGGAGGCUACGGCGGCUACGGAGGUUAUGGCGGCUACGGAGGCUAUGGAGGCUAUGGAGGUUAUGGAGGUUAUGGCGGCUACGGAGGCUAUGGAGGUUAUGGAGGUUAUGGUGGCUACGGAGGCUAUGGUGGUUAUGGAGGCUACGGAGGCUACGGCUACGGAGGCUACGGAGGCUAUGGAGGUUAUGGCGGCUACGGAGGUUAUGGUGGCAAGAAAGGCUAAGCGAAUGUCCCAAGAACGACUCUUCAAACUGAUAAAUGACGACCGCAUACGUUUAAAUCAUUAGAAUCGACGAAUAUUUACAUGUAAAUGUUUUCCAUACAGUAAUAAAAGUUCUGUAUUCUAGCGUGAAAUGCUGUUUUUGUUUUCAUUUUAAUGCAAAUGAGCUGUGAAACAUGUGUCAUAGAUUUUAAUUCGUUCUUCUUAAACUAUAAACUUAAUUAAACUGAGAGAGUUUCAGCACAAUCAAUUCUGUAAAGAAAACAUAUUGUUACAAAUUCUGAUAUUGAUGGAUUAUUAUAUAAUUAUGAUAAACCAAUAUACAAAACCAAAUUCAUUAUACGCAUAAACACAUGAUAAAGGACUUUAUUGUAAACCUAUAUAUAAUUUGUUAAAAAUACGGAUUGUAUUUCACAUGUAAAUACGAACAGGCAGGAACAAAUCCGUAUCGUACCUUUUGUAUUUUAUCUUACCGUACAUUUCAUGUAAUAGGCAUGACCUGACACAAUACCAUAAAUAAAACAAAAAAACUCCA